Molecule: messenger RNA, 3717 nt
Organism: Trichechus manatus latirostris (Florida manatee)
Lineage: Eukaryota; Metazoa; Chordata; Mammalia; Sirenia; Trichechidae
Gene: PTPRT
Product: protein tyrosine phosphatase receptor type T
Exons: 31
Biological process (GO): protein dephosphorylation
Cellular component (GO): membrane
Molecular function (GO): protein tyrosine phosphatase activity; protein binding
Source: RefSeq, a predicted model, not a curated record
AUGUUCACAGGUGGCUGUUCCUUUGAUGAGCACUACAGCAACUGUGGUUACAGCGUGGCCCUGGGGACCAAUGGGUUCACCUGGGAGCAGAUUAACACAUGGGAAAAGCCAAUGCUGGACCCCGCAGUGCCCACAGGAUCCUUCAUGAUGGUGAACAGCUCGGGGAGGGCUUCCGGCCAGAAGGCUCAUCUGCUCUUGCCCACUCUGAAGGAGAACGAUACCCACUGCAUCGAUUUCCAUUACUACUUCUCCAGCCGAGACAGGUCCAGCCCAGGAGCCUUGAACGUCUAUGUGAAAGUGAACGGAGGGCCCCAGGGGAACCCUGUCUGGAAUGUGUCCGGAGUCGUCACCGAGGGCUGGGUGAAGGCAGAGCUCGCCAUCAGCACCUUCUGGCCACAUUUCUACCAGGUGAUAUUUGAAUCCGUGUCUUUGAAGGGUCAUCCUGGCUACAUCGCAGUGGACGAGGUCCGGGUCCUGGCUCAUCCAUGCAGAAAAGCACCUCACUUUCUGCGGCUCCAAAAUGUCGAGGUGAACGUGGGGCAGAACGCCACAUUUCAGUGCAUUGCUGGUGGAAAGUGGUCUCAGCAUGACAAACUUUGGCUCCAGCAAUGGAAUGGCAGGGACACAGCCCUCAUGGUCACCCGCGUAGUCAACCACAGGCGCUUCUCGGCCACGGUCAGCGUGGCAGACACUGCCCAGCGCAGUGUUAGCAAGUACCGCUGCGUGAUCCGCUCUGACGGGGGCUCUGGAGUGUCCAACUACGCCGAGCUGAUCGUGAAAGAGCCUCCCACGCCCAUCGCCCCCCCAGAGCUGCUGGCUGUGGGAGCCACCUACCUGUGGAUCAAGCCAAAUGCCAACUCCAUCAUCGGUGACGGACCCAUCAUCCUGAAGGAGGUAGAGUAUCGCACCACCACGGGCACCUGGGCCGAGACCCACAUUGUCGACUCCCCAAACUAUAAGCUGUGGCAUCUGGACCCCGAUGUGGAGUACGAGAUCCGCGUACUGCUCACACGCCCAGGUGAGGGGGGCACAGGACCACCAGGGCCUCCCCUCACCACCAGGACCAAGUGUGCAGACCCAGUGCACGGCCCACAGAACGUGGAGAUUGUGGACAUCCGAGCCCGGCAGCUGACGCUGCAGUGGGAACCCUUUGGCUAUGCAGUGACCCGCUGCCACAGCUACAACCUCACGGUGCGGUACCAGUAUGUGUUCAACCAGCAGCAGUAUGAGGCCGAGGAGGUCAUCCAGACCUCCUCCCACUACACCCUGCGAGGCCUGCGCCCCUUCAUGACAAUUCGGCUGCGGCUCCUGCUGUCCAACCCUGAGGGCCGGAUGGAGAGUGAGGAGCUGGUGGUGCAGACAGAGGAGGAUGUUAAUCAAGCAAUGGCUUUGGAGUUGCAGAAACCCAAGUUUGAAUCUCAGAUUUUCAUUUCCUGGGGUCCAGUAAAUGAAAGCAAUGGAGUGGUAAGAUAUUUUAAAAUCAACUACAAGGCUGUUGGCUCACUGGAUCCAAGUGCCGACCUCUCCAGCCAGAGGGGGAAAGUGUUCAAGCUUCGCAACGAAACCCACCACCUCUUUGUGGGUCUGUAUCCAGGGACCACCUACUCCUUCACCAUCAAGGCCAGCACAGCAAAGGGCUUUGGGCCCCCUGUCACCACUCGCAUCGCCACCAAAAUUUCAGCACCAUCGAUGCCUGAGUACGAUACGGACACACCACUGAAUGAAACGGACACGACCAUCACGGUGAUGCUGAAGCCCGCUCAGUCCCGGGGAGCCCCUGAGACCAAAAUCAACUGUGUGCGUCUGGCUACCAAAGGCGCCUCCACCCAGAAUUCUAACACUGUGGAGCCAGAGAAGCAGGUGGACAACACUGUAAAGAUGGCUGGCGUGAUUGCUGGCCUCCUCAUGUUCAUCAUCAUUCUCCUGGGCGUGAUGCUGACUAUCAAAAGGAGAAGAAAUGCUUAUUCCUACUCCUAUUACUUGAAGCUGGCCAAGAAGCAGAAGGAGACACAGAGUGGAGCCCAGAGAGAGAUGGGUCCCGUGGCCUCGGCCGACAAACCCACCGCCAAGCUCAGCGCCAACCGCAACGAUGAAGGCUUCUCCUCUAGCUCUCAGGACGUGAAUGGAUUCACAGAUGGCAGCCGUGGAGAGCUGUCCCAGCCUACCCUCACCAUCCAGACUCACCCGUACCUGACCUGUGACCCCAUGGAGAUGAGCUACCCCCGGGACCAGUUCCAGCCUGCCAUCCGGGUGGCUGACCUGCUGCAGCACAUCACCCAGAUGAAGAGGGGCCAGGGGUAUGGGUUCAAGGAGGAAUAUGAGGCUUUACCGGAAGGGCAGACAGCUUCGUGGGAUACAGCCAAGGAAGAUGAAAACCGAAAUAAGAAUCGAUAUGGGAACAUUAUAUCCUAUGACCAUUCCCGAGUGAGGCUGCUGGUACUGGACGGAGACCCACACUCUGACUACAUCAAUGCCAACUACAUCGAUGGAUACCAUCGGCCUCGACACUACAUUGCAACUCAAGGUCCAAUGCAGGAGACGGUAAAGGACUUUUGGAGAAUGAUUUGGCAGGAGAACUCGGCGAGCAUCGUCAUGGUCACCAACCUCGUGGAGGUGGGCAGGGUGAAGUGUGUGCGAUACUGGCCGGAUGACACUGAGGUCUACGGAGACAUUAAAGUCACCCUGAUUGAAACAGAGCCCCUGGCAGAAUACGUCAUCCGAACCUUCACAGUCCAGAAGGUCAAGCUCUUCGGCAACCCCCACCAAGCUGGGCCCAUAGCGGCCCACUGCAGUAAUGCCGGAGCCGGGAGGACUGGCUGCUUCAUUGCCAUCGACACCAUGCUCGACAUGGCUGAGAACGAAGGGGUGGUGGACAUCUUCAACUGUGUGCGCGAGCUCCGGGCCCAGAGGGUCAACCUGGUGCAGACAGAGGAGCAAUACGUGUUUGUGCAUGAUGCCAUCCUAGAAGCAUGUCUCUGUGGCAACACCGCCAUCCCUGUGUGUGAGUUCCGCUCUCUCUACUACAAUAUCAGCAGGCUGGACCCCCAGACCAACUCCAGCCAAAUCAAAGAUGAAUUUCAGACCCUCAACAUUGUGACACCACGUGUCCGGCCUGAGGACUGCAGCAUCGGGCUCCUGCCCCGGAACCAUGACAAGAAUCGGAACAUGGAUGUCCUGCCUCUGGACCGCUGCCUGCCCUUCCUCAUCUCGGUGGAUGGAGAAUCCAGCAACUACAUCAACGCAGCACUGAUGGAUAGCCACAAGCAGCCCGCCGCCUUCGUGGUCACCCAGCACCCUCUCCCUAACACGGUGGCAGACUUCUGGAGGUUGGUGUUCGAUUAUAACUGCUCUUCUGUGGUGAUGCUGAACGAGAUGGAUACUGCCCAGCUCUGCAUGCAGUACUGGCCUGAGAAGACCUCCGGGUGCUACGGGCCUAUCCAAGUGGAGUUCGUCUCUGCAGACAUUGAUGAGGACAUCAUCCACAGAAUAUUCCGCAUCUGUAACAUGGCUCGGGGCACCUCCUCCCGCUACUGCUCAUGUGGCUUUAGGAUCAAUGUUUCCUCUAACCUGGAGAGUCUAAAUGGAGGUGGCCGCAGUGGAACUUUCUGUGCUAUCUGCAGCGUGUGUGAGAUGAUCCAGCAGCAAAACAUCAUUGAUGUGUUCCACAUUGUGAAAACAUUGCGUAACAACAAAUCCAACAUGGUGGAGACCCUGGUG